AUGACAGAAACGGACUCAGGUUAUGAUCAUGCAUCGGGAGAGGAGGAGCACAUACUCAAGCUCCCCAACAAUAGGCAAAUAGCCUACGCCCAUAAUGGGCCGAAGACCUCGAGAACGGUCGUCAUAUUCUUCACCGGGAUCAUGAGCGUAGGCAUCGCACCACGAGUCCCCAAACCCUGUCGCGAGAUCGGAGCGCACUGGAUUUCCCCAACUCCGCCGGGGAUGGGCAACUCCAGCACACGAGAUACUUCAGUGCCGUACAGCACUUCCCUCGCGAGAGACAUAUCCGCCCUACUCUCGCAUCUGUACCCGACAGACGACUUCGAUAUCUUAUACGUCUCUGGCGGAUCCUACGGCACCGUGGCUGCGCAGAUGAUCUAUGGCGCACCAUACGAGCUGUUUCCGCCAGGACGGAAGAUUGCCGGCUGCCUCUUGAUGGGCGGGUUCGCGCCCCUAAAAUACUACGCUGGCUAUGCAAAGUCACUGAGUUGGCAGGGAUGGUUCUCGAUCGGCCCGCCGACGCAGUUCCUCCCAUUUCAUCUUAUUCAGUGGCUCUUUCGCGCGGCGGUCGGAUUCAAACUGAAGACGGCGGCAGGUGCGAAGGCGUUUCUGCGGCAGACGCUGAUCGACAUCAUGGAUGACGAGGAGCAUGCUACUUUCCAGUCCUGGCUCAAGGAGAACGGUCUGACGGAGGAUGCGUUUGUAGAGAGUAUGGCUCAAGGCAUGACCCGGAGUUGCCAGAACUGGGAUGGGACGAUGGAGGUGUCGGAUGUCAUCCAUUCCGACUGGGGGUUUGAGCCGAAGGCGCUGGACGAGACACAUGCAUCGAAGCCAGUGCUGGUUGUGGGAUCAAGCGCGGAUCGAAUCGGUGGAGCAACAAAUGACUGGAUUGUAGAGAACUAUAAGUCGGCCAGCUUGAAGGUCAUCCCGGGAGGGCAUAUUUCGUCGCUAUUCUACAUGGAUGAGAUCUGGCAGGAGAUGAUCAACUUGACCUCCAGCUAA
This is a messenger RNA of Penicillium macrosclerotiorum, 1002 nucleotides long. RefSeq lists its product as uncharacterized. The record is from RefSeq and is a predicted model, not a curated record. Bases 1 to 1002 code for a protein of 333 amino acids. The transcript is spliced from 2 exons. Lineage: Eukaryota; Fungi; Ascomycota; Eurotiomycetes; Eurotiales; Aspergillaceae.